Tilletiopsis washingtonensis is the source of this 228-nucleotide messenger RNA. RefSeq names its product ubiquitin-like protein. Gene Ontology annotation, biological process: mRNA splicing, via spliceosome; protein modification process. Gene Ontology annotation, molecular function: protein tag activity. Lineage: Eukaryota; Fungi; Basidiomycota; Exobasidiomycetes; Entylomatales. The transcript is spliced from 2 exons. Bases 1 to 228 code for a protein of 75 amino acids. Gene Ontology annotation, cellular component: cytoplasm; nucleus. The record is from RefSeq and is a predicted model, not a curated record.
AUGCCGCGCCUCAUCGAAGUCAUCUGCAACGACCGUCUCGGGCGCAAGGUGCGCGUCAAGUGCUCGCCCGACGACACCAUCGGCGACCUCAAGAAGAUGAUCGCCGCACAGACGGGCACCGUGCCCGAGAAGAUCCAGCUGAAGAAGUGGUACACCGUGUUCAAGGACCACAUCACGCUCAGCGACUGUGAGUGGCGCGUGGUGCACGUGUGCAGGCGGUGGUGCUGA